AAUUCAAUGUUUCCUUUGAACUAUACUAUGUAUGAUGUAGAUCCAAUAUAUCAAUUUCUUUAUGUUUCUGCUUCAAUUCUUGUUUUUUCUUAAUACCCUUUUAUAUUUCAUGUCUUUUUCUGUUCUUUAUAUGUUUCUUUUUUAUGACCCAUUUCAGCAUUGUAUUGCAUAUUUGCAUGCUUAUUGUUUUGCUUCAAUUUGAAUUUGGAUCUUAUUUUUGCUGAUGAGAUUGAAUUGAGUUUGUGUAUUGGGAAUUUGGGUUGUUGAAGUUUUGUCAUUAUCUUUCUUGGUGACACUUUGCUCCAUUUUCUAUAAAGGUUAUUCUUUUACUUUACUAUUAAGAUUUGUGAUAUUUUUGUCCCUUGAAGAUUUUCUUAGAAUUGAAAAUUUUCUCUUUCAUUGGUGGAAAUGGAAUAUCUUUAUUUUACUACAUAUACUCUAUCGUGGUAAACCGAGGUAUCCUCUGCAGAGACUAAUCCAUCGAGAUAAUUGAGACUCGUUUAGGGAGAAGCUGAACUGAAUCGGAUUGAUGAACAAUGCAGAGAUCGCGUAAAGCUCUUCAACAAAGAAGAGCUUUAGAGAAGGGUGCAAGUGGGAGAAACUGUCUUUAUAAAGUUUCUCUGUCUUUGGUUUUUGCUUUGUGGGGAUUGGUCUUCCUUUUCAGCUUAUGGAUAACUUGUGGCAAUGGAUAUGGAGAUAUUUCCGGAGAAGUUCCAGUUGUGGAAUCAAACUGGAAAGAAAAUGAGCACGGACAACGUAAAAUCUCCAAAUCGGAUGAUGAAUAUUUGACUAAAGGGACUAAUGCUUACAUUCCUUCUGAUACUUUAUGCUCUUAUGGUGCGAACACUGAUGAUUUUAUCGGUGACUCGCUUUUCGUAGAAGAAAACAUGCACUAUUUUGAUCACUGUGAUAAACAAAAGUACAUUUCACCUAAUAGAAAGGAACAUGAAGUUGAGAGAUCUGAAUCUUCUGUGAAAAAUGAAAAUGAUGUGCAAAAACUUGAUCGCUUGUCUGCGGCCGUGCCAAUUGGUCUCGAUGAAUUCAAGAGCAGGGCGAUUAGUUCCAAAAUUAAUUGGAGUACUAGUACAUCCGGAAGUGUAAUACAUAGAGUAGAGCCAGGCGGUGAUGAAUACAAUUAUGCUUCAUCAUCAAAAGGUGCAAAAGUUUUAGCUUCUAACAAAGAAGCUAAAGGAGCUUCUAAUAUAUUAACCAGAAACAAAGACAAAUAUCUUCGGAAUCCGUGUUCUUCGGAAGAGAAAUUUGUCGUUAUAGAACUUUCGGAAGAAACUUUGGUAGAUACAAUAGAAAUAGCUAAUUUUGAGCAUUAUUCGUCUAACUUAAAAGAUUUUGAAUUGCAUGGUAGUUUGGUUUAUCCGACCGAUGUUUGGCUCUUUCUUGGGAAUUUCACUGCCUCAAAUGUGAAACAGGCUCAAACGUUUGUUCUUCAGGAACCAAAAUGGGUCAGAUAUCUAAAACUGAAUCUUCAAAGUCACUAUGGAUCAGAAUUUUAUUGCACGUUGAGCAUAGUUGAAGUUUUUGGUGUUGAUGCUGUUGAGAAAAUGCUUGAAGAUUUGAUAUAUGCUCAAGAUAAUGUUGAAAAGAAGGUGGCAAUAGCAUCGUCCGAUCGUAACUUGUUCGAGGAAGAUGGCGAUGAAGAUAUUUGGAAAAUCAAUUCUGACACUACUUCAGAAACUUCUUCUGCGAAUGAUGAAAGUGUAGAUAGAAAAAAUGUUCCCGAUCGGAUCGAAGAAACCCGGCAACAAAUUGGCAGGAUGCCAGGGGAUACUGUUCUCAAGAUUUUGAUGGAGAAAGUUCGGUAUCUUGACUUGAAUUUGUCGGUUUUAGAGUUGUAUUUGGAGGACUUGAAUUCUAGAUAUGUGAAAAUUUUCAAAGAGUAUGGCAAAGAGAUAGGAGAAAAAGAUAUAGUUCUACAGAUGAUCAAAGAAGACAUUAGGAGUUUCCUUGUCAGACAAGAUAUUAUAAUGAAAGAUGUUGGUGAUCUUGAUUCUUGGAAGUCCCAAUUUUCUGCGCAGUUGGAUCAUAUACAAAGGGACAAUGCUGUUUUGCGGUAUGAGGUUGAGAGGGUACUGGAAAAUCAAGUAUCUUUGGAAAACAAGGGUGUAUUAGUCUUUUGUGUAUGUGUUAUUUUUUCAUUGUUUGCUAUAUUAAAGCUAUCUCUAGAUAUGAUUAUGAGCAUAUAUAGAGUAUUAAGUUUUAAUAGAGCAAUUAAAUCCAGGAAAUUUUGCCAAGGUAGUUCUUCCUGGUUUUUCAUAUUAUUGAGUUGUAACAUUAUUAUUUUCAUAUUAACUUCGUAAUAAUCCAUUUUUAAUUUAAGUGAAGAUGAUUUUAUCUUCA
Molecule: messenger RNA, 2355 nt
Organism: Trifolium pratense (red clover)
Lineage: Eukaryota; Viridiplantae; Streptophyta; Magnoliopsida; Fabales; Fabaceae
Product: SUN domain-containing protein 4-like
Exons: 5
Coding region: 537-2315 (592 amino acids)
Biological process (GO): protein folding in endoplasmic reticulum
Cellular component (GO): cytoplasm; membrane
Source: RefSeq, a predicted model, not a curated record